AUGAGUGUAAGUCUUUGUGUAUGUGUCCGUGUGCUGCGGAAGGGGUUCAUUGAGUUAAUGGAGGCUUUGAGUUCUGACAUCUCCCACCGCCCGCGCACCUCCACGCCGCAGUCCCGGCUCUGCGGCUCACCCUCUGCUGCGCUAGGCUCCCGCGGGUGCUCGGCCCGGCCCCCCUCCGCCUCCUCCCUGGCGGCCCUAGUCCUAGUCCUCCUGCUGCCCCUGGAGCUGAGCCUGGCAAAUGCCCUUGCACCUGGGACUCCUGCUCAGAAUCUCCCCGAGAAUCACAUCGACCUCCCUGGCCCAGCACUGUGGUCGCCUCAGGCCAGCCACCACCGCCAGCGCGGCCCACGCAAGAAGGAGUGGGGCUCACGCCUGCCCAGGGAGGCCCAGGAUGGGGCUGUGUUCACCGCCACCAGGCAGGCUUCCAGGCUGCCAGGGUCUGAGGGGCCGCUGCCUGAGCAGAGUCCUGCAGACCUGCUGCGGGUGAAGGACCUGCGCCUGGGGCUCGAGUUGCCCUACCCCAAGAAGCAGAAUCGGUCUCCAGUGUGGGAGAGGGCCAGGAAACGCAGCAGGGAGCACAAGAGAGGCAGGGACAGGCUGAGGCUGCACCGAGGCCGAGCCUUGGUCCGAGGUCCCAGCUCCCUGAUGAAGGCGGAGCUCUCCGAAGCCAAGGAGCUGGAUGCGGCCAUGGAGCAAUCUUCCGCCAGUCGGUCCCCCACCAUGCUCUUCCUCACCACCUUUGAGGCAGCAUCUGCCACAGAAGAGUCCCUGAUCCUGCCCAUCACCUCCCUGCGGCCCCAGGCACAGCGCAGGCCUGACGGGGAGGUGAUACCCACGUUGGACAUGGCCUUGUUCGACUGGACCGAUUAUGAAGACUUAAAACCUGAUGGUGGGCCCUCUGCAAAGAAGAAAGAAAACCAGGGUAAACUCUCCAGUGACAGUAACGAAACAUCAUCAGCCGAAGCGGAACCGUGCGACCAUCACCAAGACUGCCUAGCAGGGCUGCGCUGCUAUGCCAGAUUCCACCGGACCCACGUCACACAGAGGAAGGGGCGCUGCCUGGAGACCGAGACGGCCAAAGGCGACCAGGGAUCCUUCAUCAACGUCUAG
Messenger RNA from Chlorocebus sabaeus (green monkey), 1110 nucleotides. Lineage: Eukaryota; Metazoa; Chordata; Mammalia; Primates; Cercopithecidae. The record is from RefSeq and is a predicted model, not a curated record.